AUGAAUAUCUCCAUCCAGGACGGUCCUGAAGCAGGGCAAUCAGUGCCCCAUUUACAUACACAUGUGAUCCCUAGGUACAAAUUAAACAAUGUUGGUGAUUUGAUUUAUCAGAAGAUCGAUACCUGGGAUGGUAGGAGGGAUGCCUAUUUGUCUAGUAAUGGGAGAGAUGGGAGGAAGUCCAGAAGUGAUGAUUUGAAACCUGAUUCCGAAAGGGAAGAUAGAACGAAUGAAGUGAUGUAUCAAGAAGCAAGGGAUUUGAACAAGUCAUUAUUGGAGGAAUACAUGAAAGUUUUCCCUCAGGAAAAGCAAUGGUUAUGUUAA
Molecule: messenger RNA, 321 nt
Organism: Naumovozyma castellii
Lineage: Eukaryota; Fungi; Ascomycota; Saccharomycetes; Saccharomycetales; Saccharomycetaceae
Gene: HNT2
Product: bis(5'-adenosyl)-triphosphatase
Exons: 1
Coding region: 1-321 (106 amino acids)
Source: RefSeq, a predicted model, not a curated record